GUUAGUGAAUGGGUGUGGGGUCCAGAGGGGAGUUACAAUAAUGAAUUAAAAAAAUGGAAGAAAAAAUGUUCCAUAUAUUUCCAUGGCAAGAUUCCAAGAGCCUCUGCAAAAUUUUUGGAAGAGAAAAAAUAGAGCUAGGGUUGUCAAGCUUAUUAAGCCAAAACUAAAAGAGCCUAAGAGUGGUGGGAGAGACUCAACUUAGCUAUGUCUUCUCGCCUUUUACUCCGAGUCGCCAAACUCUCGCCAGUCCUUACGCACAGGAGGAAGAGCUUUCGUUUGUUUUCAUCCUCCGUAGCCACUAGUACUACUCCGUACAUAUCGCUGGGCGAUACUCUUCAGAAAGAUUCUUUGGUCGAUGACGGUAGCGAAAUAAGAGAUGUUGUCUUCUUCGAUCCGGCCAAGGAAGAGAUGAUUACUGUCCCUGACAAAGCCUUUCCCCAAGAGCUCGUCCACUCGAGUCAGAUCGGGAGCUCUCAGGGAUGGGGGAUUUUCUCUAACGAUCGUGGUCGUUCUGUAUGUCUGAGCAACGUUUACCAUCCCUUGUCUCCCAAAUCAAACCCCGAGAUAAUCCCUCUGCCUUCUCUUAUUGCUUUGCCAUCUGACCAAACCGACGUCGUCUGGAACGUGGCAAUGUCUUCUUCUCCUUCUGAUGAAGACUGUGUGGUUGCUAUCAAGUUCUUGGGCAAUCAGCUCAGUCUCUGUCGACCCCACCGUGACUUGCGUUGGACCAACAUCCAAGUACUCCCUGUUGAGAUUUUGGCUAAGUUAGAUACAUCUAAUCUCAUGUUUUCCAAGAGAGACCAACGACUCUACUUGCCUGCUCCUGGAGGCAACGAGUUGUACUCUUGGGAUCUCCACUUGGACCAGAAGAACAAAAAUCCUAAGUUACAUCAGGUUCCGUUCCGCGACCUUCCCCAUUUAGCUGAGUCCUAGUGGGGGGUGCUUGAUAUGGUGUGUACCAGGACGGAACACCUGGUCGAGUCUGUCUCCACUGGCGAGCGUUUUCUUGUCAAAUGUUACGCACAGGGUUACCCUUGGUCUGAAAAAUUCAAGUACAUGAUAAGGCGGUUCAUGGUGUUCAGAGAGGAGGAGACAACACAUGGAAGAUACAGGUGCUACACAGAGGACAUUGGAGAUGUGUGCAUCUUCCUUUCAAUGAGCGAGGCUUUCUGCGUCCAGGCUAGCUCCUGCCCCGGUCUCAAGCCUAACUCCAUCUAUUUCGUAGGCAAAGGAUUUGGUAUUUACAGUCUCGCUGACAACAAGACAAUCCAUUCUUUUAAAGCUCCUUCUUCCUCUGGACUUUACUGGCUUCCUCCAUCUUGCAUCUAGUGCCCCUUACCUACUACCCAUUUGGUCUCUUCUCCUCUGAAUGCUGUCUCUUGACGUUGUUAGAUCUUCUGAUCAAAUCUUAAUCCAUAUCACUUUGCUUUUAAUCUUGAAGACUAGACAGUGUCUGAAGGAUAAUGUAAUAGUAUGGGAUAUUCUUUAAAUUGCGAAUGAAUCGUUUUGGUUAGUGAA
Molecule: messenger RNA, 1518 nt
Organism: Brassica napus (rape)
Lineage: Eukaryota; Viridiplantae; Streptophyta; Magnoliopsida; Brassicales; Brassicaceae
Exons: 3
Coding region: 205-933 (242 amino acids)
Source: RefSeq, a predicted model, not a curated record